Molecule: messenger RNA, 639 nt
Organism: Marchantia polymorpha subsp. ruderalis
Lineage: Eukaryota; Viridiplantae; Streptophyta; Marchantiopsida; Marchantiales; Marchantiaceae
Source: the annotation of a GenBank genome assembly
AUGUCAAAGGGAAAGGUCGAGGCCAUGACCAUGCAACUGUUCAGCUGGCUCGAUUUAUCCCAUCUCGGCCAUUUCCAUCACCGCUCGACUUGGGCUGCCACGAAUCUCUCCGGCCCGUCUCUGCCCGCCCGCCCGCCCGCCCGCCCCCCACGCCAUCCUCCAUCAAUCGACCAUCGCUGCCACUGUCAAAGCGCCAGGAUUUCUGUUCUCCUGCAUGUUCACGAGAUUUUCACGGAGAAUGAUCGAACUCAUCUCCCAUCUAUAGCCCGCAGCAGCCACAGACGCGACGACCGACUUCCCACUGUAUCGCCUCUGCGCCUCCGCAGGCGAAUCACUUAUCUUCCACCCGCCUCCCACGCCGGCCCCCGAUUUAGCCCGCCCCCGAGAUCCCCGCCCGCCCUCGGACCUCCACCCGGUCCGUCCUCGCCCCCGGGUGCCUCCAUUCUUAGCUUGGAGCCGAGCCCGUCCUCUGCUACGAUAUCUGCCCCGCCAGCUCUGUCGUCAAGCCCCAAGCAGCAGCCCCGCCCACGGGUGCCCGAGCGCCGGUUUUCAACGGGGGGGCGGGCCGGUGGACUCGCCCGGCGGAGCUCUGGAGCAAGACCGCUAAAAAUAGUGGGCUCUGUAGAUGGGACUGUGUAG